This is a messenger RNA of Aspergillus costaricaensis CBS 115574, 518 nucleotides long. RefSeq lists its product as uncharacterized. NCBI's taxonomy places the organism in Eukaryota, Fungi, Ascomycota, Eurotiomycetes, Eurotiales, Aspergillaceae. The record is from RefSeq and is a predicted model, not a curated record. Gene Ontology annotation, cellular component: kinetochore; nucleoplasm. Gene Ontology annotation, biological process: chromosome segregation; kinetochore assembly; mitotic cell cycle. The coding region runs from base 44 to 280 and encodes 78 amino acids. The transcript has 4 exons. Gene Ontology annotation, molecular function: protein heterodimerization activity.
CUGAUAACCUCGGUGCUGCCAAUCCUUUGCGCCAGGAGCUAUUAUGGCAGCUACACAAAAGCUAUACCCCCGCGCGACCGUUAAACGCGUCGUCAAGGCGCACUCCAACCGCAGCGUGAGCAAGAAUGCCGAUAUUCUGAUCUUCCUCGAUUACAUGCUGUUCAUGCAAGAACUGAUGCGGGAAUCCUCAAUUCAAUCGCGCAAAGUGGGCGAAAAGAACAUCUCCCCAAACAGUGUUCGGAAGGUGACUGAGAGAACCCUUCGGAAGUUUAAAGGAUAAGCUUGUGCACCGUGUGCGGUUCGGCCUUCUUCUCCGGGCUCCUGGAGAGCAUGUAUGAUGUCGCGAUGGCCUUGUAGUGACGGGACUAUACUAUAACGAGAUGGCAUUGGACUUGGGGAAGGAAUAUCCGUAGGAGGUUGGCGUUUGCUCUGGGGUUUAUCUUCUUUUGCGCACCUUGCCUCCCCCACGGGACAAUGACUGAUGGGACUUGGUCAGACGAUGAUGGGAGGUGUGCGCG